Messenger RNA from Phialemonium atrogriseum, 1002 nucleotides. Its product is annotated as putative alpha-ketoglutarate-dependent sulfonate dioxygenase. Gene Ontology annotation, molecular function: 2-oxoglutarate-dependent dioxygenase activity. NCBI's taxonomy places the organism in Eukaryota, Fungi, Ascomycota, Sordariomycetes, Cephalothecales, Cephalothecaceae. The transcript is spliced from 4 exons. The record is from RefSeq and is a predicted model, not a curated record. Gene Ontology annotation, cellular component: cytoplasm. The coding region runs from base 1 to 1002 and encodes 333 amino acids.
AUGGUUAUUUCCCACACAGGACUCACAGAGGAGGUGUUGAACUUCAAGCCUCCUCAUCCACCUGUCGAAGAGUUUGUGCCUCUCGAUGACCGAGCUUUCUUCGCGGACGUGACCAAGAAAAACAUACUGGGAGCGGCCACCGAAGUCAAGCACCUCACACCCUACAUUGGUACCGAGCUUCAGGGUAUUCAACUCAGCCAAUUGACCGACGCUCAAAAGGAUGAUCUUGCGCUCUUGGUCGCGGAGAGGGGCGUUGUUUUCUUCAGGGACCAAGACAUCACACUCGAGCAGCAACAUGAACUCACAAAGCACUAUGGCAUUCAAGACCGAGAUCCCAACCAGGUCGACCCUCGCCAUGUGACCAUCCUCGGGCGUGACGACGACAUCCGCUCGUUUGCGAAUUAUGGUGGUGACUUCCACUCAGAUCAUUCAUUCGAAGCCAACCCGCCAUCCUACACCAUCCUGCGCCUUGUCAGAACACCUGAGACGGGCGGUGACACCAUCUUCACGUCCCAAACCGCUCUAUACGACAAACUCAGUCCGUCGUUCCAGACACUGUUUGAGGGCCUCAAGGGCGUGCACUCCUCGGAACACAGCUACGUCAACUCCAUCAACCGCGGCUCGCAGCCGUUCCGGGGCCCUGUUCGGCGAGAGCACCCGUUGGUGCGAACGCACCCCGUGACGCGCCUCAAGUCUCUGUUCUACAAUCCCUCUUUCGUCAUCCACCUCCAGGGUCUCAAGGGAGCCGAAGCGUUGCACACGCUCAAUUUUCUCCGCGAGCACCUUCACGCAGCAGAUGACCUUACUGUCCGCUGGAAAUGGGAGCCGGGGAGUGUGGCUUUCUGGGACAAUCGUGUCGUGGCCCAUCGCGCCGUUCCGGGCGGAUAUAAUCCGGAGGAGAGGGAGGGGAAGCGGACGGCGAUCUACGGCGAGAAGCCGUUCUUUGACCCCGAGAAUAGCCAACAUAAGAAGUUUGCCAAAGCCACAGUCAAGCUUCCCUAA